Messenger RNA from Tripterygium wilfordii, 2062 nucleotides. Its product is annotated as adenylosuccinate lyase-like. The record is from RefSeq and is a predicted model, not a curated record. Gene Ontology annotation, molecular function: N6-(1,2-dicarboxyethyl)AMP AMP-lyase (fumarate-forming) activity. Gene Ontology annotation, biological process: IMP biosynthetic process. Bases 89 to 1744 code for a protein of 551 amino acids. NCBI's taxonomy places the organism in Eukaryota, Viridiplantae, Streptophyta, Magnoliopsida, Celastrales, Celastraceae. The transcript is spliced from 10 exons.
GGGAGACUGAAAGCAGUUCCGUUUCUUCUCGCUCGCUCCCUGUGAAAAAGCUAGGGUUCACUGCAAGCACACACACUUGAAAGCAUUCAUGGAGUGCGGAUUGCUCAACCGCGGUCGGUUAUCUUCUUUAAAUCCCAUAUCAGCAGCAACGACGAGAAGAAGACACUCGGAGUCAAAAGAAUUCUUAAGUUUUCACUAUCCAUUGAAUUCUUCGUUUCAGCUCUCUACAUCUUGCUCUCGCAGAGGCUUUAUCUGCAAAACAUCCACCCUCAGAGAUACCAACAUCUCCACUCUACCGGCUAUGAAUUUGGCGGGAGAGAAUUUUGAAUCGUGGAGUUUAAUGGCUUUGUCGCCUUUGGAUGGUCGAUAUUGGGGUAAAGUGAAGGACUUAGCUCCUUAUAUGAGUGAAUAUGGUCUAAUCUAUUUUCGUGUCCUGGUUGAGAUCAAAUGGUUGCUGAAGCUUUCCCAAAUUCCAGAAGUUACAGAAGUUCCUAGCUUUAGUGAGGAAGCCGAGUCUUAUAUGCAAGGACUGAUAACUGGAUUUAGCAUCAACGAUGCCUUGGAAGUUAAAAGGAUUGAGAAAGUAACAAACCAUGAUGUAAAAGCUGUGGAAUACUUCCUCAAACAGAAAUGUCAAUCGCAUCCAGAGAUUUCAAAGGUGCUUGAAUUUUUUCACUUUGCUUGCACAUCUGAGGACAUUAACAAUCUCGCCCAUGCAUUGAUGCUCAAAGAAGCAAUAAACAGAGUUAUAUUUCCUGUCACUGAUGAACUGAUCAAAGCAUUGUGCAACAUGGCUAAGGAUACCGCUCAUAUUCCCAUGCUUUCACACACUCAUGGGCAGCCAGCUUCACCAACUACUUUGGGAAAGGAGAUUAGUAUAUUUGCUGUCCGAUUGAGCAGAGAGAGGCAGGAACUAUCUCAAGUUGAAAUAAUGGGGAAGUUUGCUGGUGCAGUUGGUAACUAUAAUGCACAUCUUGCUGCAUAUCCCGAAAUCAAUUGGCCUCAGAUUGCUGAAGAGUUUGUCAAAUCUCUUGGGUUGUGCUUUAAUCCCUAUGUUACUCAGAUUGAAACUCACGACUAUAUGGCAAAACUUUUUCAUGCAAUUGUUCGAUUCAACACUAUAUUGAUUGAUUUCGAUACUGAUGUAUGGAGCUACAUCUCUAAACGCUACUUUAAGCAGAUAACUAAGGCUGGUGAGAUUGGCUCCUCGACUAUGCCUCAUAAGGUUAAUCCUAUUGAUUUCGAAAAUAGUGAAGGCAAUCUGGGUAAAGCUAUUGGAAGUUUGCGCCAUCUUGCUGAGAAGUUGCCUAUUUCACGAUUGCAGCGUGAUCUAACUGAUUCAACAGCUCUGAGAAACAUGGGUGAAGGAUUAGGGCAUUCUCUUCUUGCCUACAAAAGUGCGCUUGUAGGGAUAGCGAAACUUAAGGUCAAUGAAGCUUGUUUGCAUGAGGACUUGAACCAGGCAUGGGAGGUGCUUGCUGAACCAAUACAGACUGUUAUGCGGCGAUAUGGUGUUCCAGAGCCUUAUGAGAAGCUGAAGCAGCUAACCAGGGGACAGGCAGUAACCGAAGAAAGUAUAAGACAAUUUAUUGAAGGCUUGGAAUUACCUAGAGAAGCAAAAACCAAUCUUUUAAAGCUAACACCCCAUACCUACAUUGGAGCAGCCACUGAAUUGGCCAGAACUGCUGCUGAUACAGCUUUGAAUUUAGUGAAUGGUGUGAAGGUUUUAGAGACCGACAGCUGAUAGAACUAAUGAUGGCGCAAUUGUUGUAACUUAGUAUGUUCGGCUGCACCAUGGGACCCAAUAUGUUCACUGCAGCAUGUUAACCGGGUGAGGUAAAACGUGGUUCAUUGAGAUGUUUAAGUUAUAGGGGGGAAUCCUGUUUCCGAAGGAGAGUUUAUGUUUUGCAAUCGGGAAUUCGUACACUGGGAAGUAAGAACUUGUGGUUGAAGUUUUGGUAGGAAAUUGCCUUAAUGUUGCUGUGAUUGCUGUGAACCUCUGAGCUCGAUUGUACACUUUCCUGAUCUGUGUUUGCAAUAAGCAAAGAUUAUGUGGGAAUUA